Juglans microcarpa x Juglans regia is the source of this 2123-nucleotide messenger RNA. RefSeq names its product nuclear poly(A) polymerase 3. The record is from RefSeq and is a predicted model, not a curated record. Gene Ontology annotation, molecular function: poly(A) RNA polymerase activity; RNA binding. NCBI's taxonomy places the organism in Eukaryota, Viridiplantae, Streptophyta, Magnoliopsida, Fagales, Juglandaceae. Gene Ontology annotation, cellular component: nucleus. Bases 553 to 1926 code for a protein of 457 amino acids. The transcript has 10 exons.
UGAGUUUAGAAAUAUGUAGUACUUAUCUUUUCAGGGGUUUCAGUAGCUUUAUGUGCUAUUUGUGCUAAAGGUCAUUUUUUCUAAGUAUGUUAAAGGUCAUUUGUUCCGACUGAAACAAUAUAUUUCUCACUGUGUCAAUGCUCUACUUUCUGGGUCUUGUUUCUGUCCUUCAGUUUUUGUCCUGUUGUUGCUUUGAUCAUAUGGGUGGGCUAAGCAACAUUUUUUCUCCUCUCACAAGGCCGAGCUUCUUUACUUUAUACGCCUUCCCUCUGCUUGAAUAUGGUUAAUAAUGUAUUCACCAUUUCUUAAAGUUUUGCCCAGUCCCUUUCAGAUCUUUCCUACUCACUCGCCUUUAACAUUUUUUUUUUUUGGGACUAGCAAGUUAUUCAUUUUUUGUGUUAUUCCCUAUUUGCAAAAUCUUGUGUGAGGACGUUUCCCUGAACUAAGGUUCACAGUAAAGCAUGCUGGUUAAGUAGUUUUUCAUUGCAAUAAUUAUGAUCUCUUUUGAGGCGUCUGCUUGUAUGUGGGGAGUUUAUUACGUACCCGACCACAAUGAUAGUUUUGACAUGGAUUAAGAAGGUUGCAUGGCAACGUCGUUUUCCAAAAGAGCAAAUUGCUGCUACCUGUGCCACAAUUUUGACUUAUGGAUCAUAUGGCCUCGGAGUUCAUGGUUCGGAAUCCGACAUUGAUGCUUUAUGUGUUGGCCCUUUAUUUGCAACCAUGGCAGAGGACUUUUUUGUUGUUCUGCACAACAUGCUUAAAAGCAGACCUGAAGUAUCAGAGAUCCACUGUGUAAAGGAUGCAAAAGUUCCUCUAAUUCGGUUUGAAUUUGAUGGGAUCUCAAUGGAUCUCCCAUAUGCGCAGCUUAAGGUGUCAUCUGUUCCUGAAAAUGUGGAUGUAUUAAAUCCAUACUUCCUAAGGGAUGUCAACGAAACUAGCUGGAAGAGCUUAUCUGGUGUACGUGCUAACAAACGCAUUCUUCAGCUUGUUCCAAACUUGGAGAAUUUCCAAUCAAUGCUGCGAUGUGUUAAAUUAUGGGCUAAAAGGCGAGGGGUAUAUGGUAAUUUACUUGGCUUUCUGGGAGGAGUUCAUCUAGCAAUUCUUGCAGCUUCUGUUUGUCAAAAGUAUCCAAAUGCUAGCUUAAAUUCUCUUAUUAUGAACUUCUUCCAGACGUUUGCAUUUUGGCCGUGGCCUACUCCCGUUAUAUUGCAAGAUAGAAUAUUGCCUACAGCCGGAGAUGCCAUUGAGACACAAUCCUUAAUGCCUAUUCAGCUGCCGUGUAGUCCAUAUGAAUAUUGCCAUUCCAAUGUCACUAGAAGCACAUUCCGCAGGAUCAGGGCAGAGUUUCUCCGAGGUCAUUAUAGGACUAGGGAUCUUUUGAAGCCAGAUUUUGAUUGGGGUAGCGUAUUUGAGCAUUUCCCAUAUCCAAAGGAGUAUACACGAUUUGUCAAAAUUUACCUCUCGGCUUCUGACCAAGAUGAUCUAGGAGAUUGGGUAGGUUGGGUGAAAUCACGUUUUGUCUCUCUUCUUGUCAAGUUGGAGGAGGUACAAGGUCUUUGUGACCCCAACCCUAUCGAACAUGUAGAUAUUGAUGUAACAGAGCCCAAUGUCGUGUUCUACUGGGGCUUAAAUCCCAGCAAGAGUAGUUUCACAGAUAUACGGCAUGUUGAAGAGGAUUUCCUGAAGAAUCUAAAAAAUGGCUAUCAAGGGUCUGCUGGAGGGAUGGGAUUAUCCAUUUUGCAAGCUUCGCAGCUGCCUAAGAGUGCUCUUCUUGACACUGGAAUAGGGAAGGGGACGAAAGCAUGUUGGAAAAUUCUCGAUUACAAUCUUCGAAGAACCCCAAUGUACUCUCAGCAUUUGCCACAUUACUUUGUUGGGUAUGUGGCAACCGACAGAGAGCCCGAGUACACAAGUGCUGGGGGUUAGUCUUAUUAUAAAUUUAUAUGCCAUACUUGGUUUGCCUCAUGAAGAUGAUGAUAGAGGUAAGUUUUUGAGCAUGCAGUAAAGGAGGAGGAGAAAUGGGAGAAGCUUGAAGUUAGAGGUUAGUCUUGAGUGAUUAAUUAGCGUAGUGCUUGCAAAGUUGUAAACUCAAAUAUUCAGUUAAAUUGCAAAAUUUUCCGAAU